CUCCUCGACCCGUUUACAAGAACGAUGCCGGCAAGAGUUAAAAAUGGUUUUUCUUGCUAGUUUUUUGCUGAAAUCGUUUAAAAAGCCUUUAAGGAGCUCCCUCCGAGGCCGGUUUCUGGACACACUCCGACUCACGGUGAAAGGCGGACACGGCGGAAACGGAUUACCAAAGUACGGCGGAGUCGGUGGACAAGGCGGAGCGGUGUAUUUCGUAGCCAAGGAUGGAACCUCGUUACGCGAUGUAGCGGCCAAGUUCUCGAACAAACGGGUCAUUGCGGGGAACGGGGAGGAAAGCUCAAAGGCUCGGAUUCUCGGACGAAGAGGCACAGAUCAGCGGGUAGAGGUUCCGCUCGGUAUCCGGGUGCUGGACGAUUUGGAAGGCACAGUCAUCGGAGAGCUGGAUGAGGCCGGAAAGAAUUGUCUUGCAGCUGGCGGCGGCAGUGGCGGUUGCUCGGGGAACUCGUUUCUCGGUAAAGCAGGCCAACUGCGCACGUUGACUCUCGAUCUGAAGCUGAUUGCCGAUGUGGGAUUGGUCGGGUUCCCCAACGCCGGCAAGAGCACAUUGGUGAAGGCGAUAUCCCGAGCAUCACCGAAAAUCGCUUCCUAUCCCUUUACCACGAUACGGCCACAGAUCGCUACGAUCGAGUAUGAAGACUACCGCCAGAUAACGAUUGCCGAUCUGCCGGGAUUGAUCGAGGGUGCUCACGCAAACUACGGCAUGGGACACAAGUUUCUGAAGCAUGUCGAGCGGACACGACUCCUGCUGAUCAUCGUGGAUGUGUUCGGUUUCCAGCUAAGUCCAAAGCACCAGAAACGUAACUGUCUGGAAACAAUAUAUGCGCUCAACAGGGAGCUGGAGCUGUACGAUGAGACACUGCUGGACAAACCGUGUGCACUGGUGAUCAACAAGAUGGACCAGCAGGGCGCGAUUGAAGAGAUCUGCAAGUACGACCGAUAUUUUCAGUCACUUGAAGACGGCCUCAACCUGUGCCCCGAGGAACUGAAACCGAGCAAGCUGCUUUCGAUCGACAGCGUGAUUCCAAUUUCGGCCAAAAGCAUGACAGAGGUAGACAAGGUGAAGCAGGAGGUACGCACCAUUCUCGACCUGAAGGCCGAGGAAGAACAGCAACGGUUAGCAGAUUCGGAACGAGAGGCGAACCUUCGCGAAAAACUACGCGAACGAGGACCUAAAGUUGUGUAACGUAGGUGCCACGAAAGGGAGCUCUCGCGAUACAGUUUGCCAAUAGUAAGGGGAUGUAAAUAAAUUACCAUACAAUGUAUUAUCCUUGGACUGUU
This is a messenger RNA of Anopheles darlingi, 1296 nucleotides long. RefSeq names its product GTP-binding protein 10 homolog. The record is from RefSeq and is a predicted model, not a curated record. Gene Ontology annotation, cellular component: mitochondrion. NCBI's taxonomy places the organism in Eukaryota, Metazoa, Arthropoda, Insecta, Diptera, Culicidae. The transcript is spliced from 4 exons. Bases 44 to 1201 code for a protein of 385 amino acids. Gene Ontology annotation, molecular function: GTP binding; GTPase activity; magnesium ion binding.